CCGGUCGCCUCGGCGACGCCGCACACCUUAUCGACACGGAGAUCAUAUACGUACCUAAAAAUUCUCCUAAAAGGCAUAUGCAUGGAAAGCGGAAACAUUCCCGCUUACCUACCCACGCCCAUGCCGCCUGUCUGCUCAAUUUGCCAACCUCGAACCCACCGACACGGUCCCGGGCUGCUGCUGCCAAGAUAUGUGAUCGGGGAACUACAAGGUGUGUGGUCCGGGGUGGUGAAGAAAUUGUCACAUGGCAAAUGAAGGAAAGGGACGGGAUGGUGGGAGAAACUGUGGGAGAAGACC
Messenger RNA from Neurospora hispaniola, 297 nucleotides. RefSeq lists its product as uncharacterized. Lineage: Eukaryota; Fungi; Ascomycota; Sordariomycetes; Sordariales; Sordariaceae. Bases 82 to 255 code for a protein of 57 amino acids. The record is from RefSeq and is a predicted model, not a curated record. The transcript is spliced from 2 exons.